This is a messenger RNA of Sorex fumeus (smoky shrew), 3351 nucleotides long. RefSeq names its product zinc finger protein 324 (gene ZNF324). NCBI's taxonomy places the organism in Eukaryota, Metazoa, Chordata, Mammalia, Eulipotyphla, Soricidae. Gene Ontology annotation, molecular function: RNA polymerase II cis-regulatory region sequence-specific DNA binding; DNA-binding transcription factor activity, RNA polymerase II-specific. Gene Ontology annotation, biological process: regulation of transcription by RNA polymerase II. The coding region runs from base 125 to 1834 and encodes 569 amino acids. The record is from RefSeq and is a predicted model, not a curated record. The transcript has 4 exons. Gene Ontology annotation, cellular component: nucleus.
GUGGUGGCCCCACAGGAGGCUCCCUGGGCUUCUGCGUACUUGAGGGCUCGGGACGCUGAGGCCCAGGGCCAGGAGGGCGCCAAGGGGGCCGACCCUUCCUGCGUCUCCUCAGCGGACGGUGCGAAUGGCGGUGGCCAUGUCGACCAACCUGGCCCGGGGCCUGAUGGCCUUUGAGGACGUGGCUGUGUACUUCUCCAGGGAGGAGUGGGGGCUCCUGGAUGCAACCCAGAGGGCCUUGUACCGCCAGGUGAUGCUGGAGAACUUCGCACUAGUGGCUUCCCUGGGACUUGCUACCUCCAGACCUCAUGUGGUUAUUCAGCUCCAGCAUGGUGAGGAGCCAUGGGUUCUUGGCGGGAGGGAUAUGGACCCAGCCAGGAACUCCCCAAGAAGGCCAAUCCCUGGGUCACGGCUUAUAGCAAAGGACCGAAGUGUUUCUGGAGAAGCAGCACCGUCAAGGACCUUCCCCAGGGGUCUCCCUCGGCCUUUUCCUCCUCAGAUCAUCCCUGCUGCUGGUGCCAGUGAACAUGGAAAAAUCCUGCAGAGUUCGCAGGUCACCUCCCCGUCUUGGCAGAGAAAGCCCAUGGGAGUGUCAGUUAUAUACUGGGAAAAGCUCCUGCUAGGCCCUGGCAACAGUGACACCAAUGUAAGCCUGCGGCUGACUUCCCCUCUGAGGGUUCCUGAGGGGGGCCCGCCCCAGGGAAAGGUCCUCACAGACCGCUCUGUGUCAGCCAGACUGCCUGGUGUGUUGGAGCAACAGAAGCCUUGUGUCCGGGAGUCCUCUGGAAGAACCUUCCCAAGAAUCCCAGACUUGGAGGUCAGUCACACUGAUGGGGAACCGGGAAUAGGCACAGCCACAACUUGGCAUGGGCCUCGGAGACUCUCUCCUGGGCAGGAGCCGGCAACCUGGGACAAUCUGGGCGAGGUCUUUCAGACUGGCACAGAUCUCCUUUCAGGGGAGAAGGCCUUUGAGUGCAGGGCAUGCAGCAAGGUGUUUGUGAAGAGCUCUGACCUGCUCAAGCACCUGCGCACGCACACAGGGGAGCGGCCCUAUGAGUGUGCACAGUGCGGCAAGGCCUUCAGCCAGACAUCACACCUGACACAGCACCAGCGCAUCCACAGUGGUGAGACACCUUAUACAUGUUCGGCCUGUGGCAAGACCUUCCGGCACAGCUCUUCACUAGUGAGGCACCAGCGCAUCCACACGGCUGAAAAGGCCUUCCACUGCAGUGAGUGUGGCAAGGCCUUCAGCCACGGCUCCAACCUCAGCCAGCACCGCAAGAUCCAUGCAGGCGGGCGGCCCUAUGCCUGUGGUCAGUGUGGCCGCCGCUUUUGCCGCAACUCACAUCUGAUUCAGCAUGAGCGCACGCACACUGGUGAGAAGCCCUAUGCUUGCACGCUCUGUGGUGCAGCUUUCAGCCAGGGCUCCUCACUCUUCAAGCACCAGCGUGUGCACACAGGUGAGAAGCCUUUCACAUGCAAGCAGUGUGGCCGGGCUUUCAGCCACAGCUCCAACCUUACCCAGCACCAGCUGCUGCACACUGGUGAACGGCCCUUCCGCUGCGGGGACUGUGGCAAGGCCUUUGCCAAGGGUGCUGUGCUGCUUAGCCACCGGCGUAUCCACACAGGCGAGAAGCCAUUCGUGUGUGGGCAGUGUGGCCGGGCCUUCCGAGAGCGUCCAGCCCUCUUUCAUCAUCAGAGGAUACACACUGGUGAGAAGGCCAUGCGGCGGUCCCAGGUCCGCCCUCAGGCCAGGGACAGUAUUCAAGGGAAGGAAACUGGGGCCAGUUCUGCCUCAGAAGUCAGGUUUGCAGUCUCAAACCCAUGUGAGAACUGAGUUCAUCUCUCUGGCCUCUUGUGACUCACUUCCACGGCUAAGGCUCCCAUGUUUUCUCAGUACCACACCUAGGAGGAGAAGUGCUCUGUGAUUCUACGCAUGGCAACAAGAUUUGCCAUUGUAUUCACAACUUCUCUAUCCCCACGAGGUUACUAUGCAGGAACAUGAGAGGGAGAGACUUGGCUGUCAGCACUUUGAAAGACUGAUACUUGGCAGUCCACUAUUGAACGUGGCAACACAAUGCCACAUCCUACUUGUCAUGGAAACUGAGGUGAGGAGGAUGGAGGUGACCCAGGUCUACACAAACUGGCUGCUGUGCUGACACCUCAGUUUCUUUAAGGUUUUUUGAGUAUUUUUAGCCAGCCUGUUCCAGGCACACAAGGGCCUGGGAACCAGACUCAUGGACAAGAAAUGGUAGGGAACAUGUACUUGGUGCUUGGAAAAGUAAUCGUGCUCUGAACCUAAGCUUCCUUUCUUGAGGCAAGGAUGGAAAAGAUACAAGCCUACAGAGAGGGUAUUUACAGACAUUGUGAUAUUCAGGAUUUUCAUAAGAGCCAGUGCGUGCCAAUUGUAAGGCCCUGUCUGAGCGCCAUUAAAUUCCUGACACCCCUGGGAAAUACUGCUGUGGUUGGCGUUCCCACUCCUCAAAUGAGGAAAAAGGCAUAUAGAGGGAUACAGUUGAGCCAGCCACCCAGCCCCCCUACCCCCCCACCCCACCUCGCCCAGCCCACCAUCUGGACCGUCAGCUUUCAGCCCUCACAUGCUAUUCUGCCAGCUGGGCUGUGGGAACUGGGCAGGACCUUCCUUGGUUCCUGAGUUGGCAGACCCACCAGAGGUAGAAUUGGAGUGUAGGAGUAACAGAUCAAGUGUGAAGACUUCUCCAAGGCUCAAUGUUGAAUGUAUCUUGUUUCUGGAGUCUUGUGUCUUUCAGACAAGUGGUGACUGUAAUGAUUGUUCCAGAUGACAAGUUGGGGCCAUUUCUGCAUGAUCUGGUGACCCUUACAUUCACCUGUGCUCAUCCCUCAGAGGUGAGGAGUGUUAACCUACCUCAUGAAACUGAGGCCACUUGUGAUGCCAUCCCAGGAGCUCAGACCCUGCCCUGCCCCAGUGUCACUCCAGCAGUGGGAGCAGUACUCAUAAGGAAGUUAAAGCUUGGAAUGAAUGUACAUUGUAAAUGUUUGCAUAGCACUGGAACUCAGUCCCUCAACCUCCAGUCCAGCUCCAGAAGACUUUUAGAGGGUUUAAAUGAGUCUAUAGAAGCUCUGAUAAAAAAAAAAUUUCCUUUUGAAAACGUGAAAAGUAAUAGCCUGGUACUUAGCACAGUACACACAUGACAGUGGGGUGUAUCUUUGUCAGAGAAUUGCGGGCCCACAGGGCAGAGCUGCAGCUUGUCUGUACACUCACAGGUGGGCUCCAGCCACAAGAUGCAACAGGGCAGACAGCAUGACUCCUGAAGACUGAUUCUCCCAACCCCCACCUUGUGUUCUAGUCUCACCCUUUCCAGAACUCCAGAGCCU